AUGCCGACAAAAACCUCCACCAAUAGAUACAUACCUUAUAGUCGUUAUAAAGGCAAAACAUACAUAUAUGUGGAAAAUGAUAAUGAUAGUGAUAACUAUGUGGUAACAACUGAUACAUCUGAUAUCACUUCAUCAUCAGAAAGUGAAUAUGAAGAGAUAGAUUUAUAUGUACCACGUAGUCCUAAAUAUAAAACUUUGAUCGAAGUGGUACUAAAACCUAGCAAAAGUGGUACCACAACAAAUAGUGGUGACAUACCUAGUGGUGACAUACCAAGUCAUAUACCCAUAGAUGAUGAAUGGAAUGAACUAAAAGAGGAUUUUAUUUCACAAUAUUUACAAAAUAUACAAAAGGAUUUACCUAAUGAAAAUAUCAUUGAUGAUAAGAUCUAUAUGGAUACACAACCUAAUAUUUUGGGAAAUAAUAUGGAAGAAAAACCUUUUAUUACAUCCAUUCAAGAUAGAAAAUUAUAUAGUAAUAGUGAUAUAACUUAUAAUAUUGAUUGGAAUAUUCCGGAAAAUAUUAGCACUAAUACUCCGACAUAUAAUAGUUUAUAUAGUGGUAUAGAUCUAAUUAAUGAUUCGUUAAAUAGUGGUAAUGAUAUAUAUGAUGAGUUGUUGAAAAGAAAAGAAAACGAAUUAUUUGGAACAAAACAUCCGAAAAAAACAAAUUCCAAUAUUUUUGCAAAACCAAUAAGUGGUGAUCCGAUACUGAACCAAUUGAAUUUAUAUGAUAAAUGGUUAGAUAGACAUAGAAAUAACCAGUGGAAAAACAAACCGGAUAAUAAUAUACCUGUGGAAAACGUCCACACUACACACAACUUGUUAAAUACCAACGUUUCUAUAGAAAUAAGUAGUGAUAUGACCCCUAGAUCUAAUAUGGAUAUUAGUGAUACUAAUAGAUAUACUUAUUUGGAUGAUAUGGAUUCGUUCGAAAAUAGUAGUGAUGAAAAUUUAUUAUGA
Plasmodium adleri (nom. inval.) is the source of this 960-nucleotide messenger RNA. Its product is annotated as erythrocyte membrane protein 1, PfEMP1, putative. The transcript has a single exon. NCBI's taxonomy places the organism in Eukaryota, Apicomplexa, Aconoidasida, Haemosporida, Plasmodiidae. The record is from RefSeq and is a predicted model, not a curated record. The coding region runs from base 1 to 960 and encodes 319 amino acids.